AUGGUACACCCCCCACAGCCCACGCUGCUGUACCUCGCCGAGCCUGCGCCUCUCCCUCUCCCGCCCAACUCUCCCCCAUGGCAUCCGGCCCCAUAUUCAGCGCCGCCGUACCUCGGCCCACCGGCGCAAACCCAGUCGACGCCGCCAUACAUGUACCGUCACUUCUCCGAGCCCAUGCAGCAGUCCCUCCCGUACGCGCACCACCCGCAAGCGACAGCCGCUUACCGCAACCACCACGGCGUGGCGUACCCCCCGCCCCCACCUCAGCCCGCGCCGCACUUCGCCCCGCCAUACUACCACCCGUCCCCGCUCCAGCACCACCACCAGCAGACAGCGCACCCCGACUUCGGCACCGACGAGCACCAGCCGCCCCAGUUCUACUAUCCUCCCCCGCCGGCCAGCUUCCCCCCGCACCCAGCAUACGCACUGUUCCCGCCUCCCAUGCCUCCUCCUCACUGGGCUGCAUCCCCGGUGGCCCAACACCUGCCGCCCCCGCCCCCACACCUCCCGCCGCGGCCGAACUUCGCGCCGCCUGUUCGUGGGUACGACGUGCCGUCGGUUCAGAAUGCUGCGGUGCCCAUCGUCCAGCCGCCGCCGCCUCCUCCUGCCCCGCCCCCCACGCCAGCCGAGCCGGCCGCCACCGCCGCGGUCGAACACACCCUCUCUCCUCGAGACGACGACUCGGACACGGCGUCUCGCUGGCGCCUCCGCCCCCCGGGCUCCAACGACGACGAGAGCACUUACACCACUUCGUCGCGCACCGCUGCGUCGUCCGUGUCGGGGUCGUCGUCUUCUGACGGGGAGGAGGAAGACCUCGCGAGCGACGAGGACGACGACGAUACGGACCUGGACGACGGCACGCCGCCUGCUCGUCCAGCCAGACGACCCUCCGGCCGCCGUGCCGUCCGCCGUGGCUCGCGUAUCCGCCGCGCAGAUGGCUCCAAGGGCCCGGCACUAUAA
Messenger RNA from Vanrija pseudolonga, 960 nucleotides. RefSeq lists its product as uncharacterized. NCBI's taxonomy places the organism in Eukaryota, Fungi, Basidiomycota, Tremellomycetes, Trichosporonales, Trichosporonaceae. Bases 1 to 960 code for a protein of 319 amino acids. The transcript has a single exon. The record is from RefSeq and is a predicted model, not a curated record.